Messenger RNA from Paramacrobiotus metropolitanus, 565 nucleotides. RefSeq lists its product as uncharacterized. Lineage: Eukaryota; Metazoa; Tardigrada; Eutardigrada; Parachela; Macrobiotidae. The record is from RefSeq and is a predicted model, not a curated record. The transcript is spliced from 2 exons. Bases 61 to 453 code for a protein of 130 amino acids.
CAAGCAGGUUAUAAAUUAGCAAGUUUAAUAAUGAAUUGAUAAUUUUCAGCUGGUCUGUCAAUGUCGCCGUGUCGGUUACUCGAUCUGGGAUCAACAUCGGAGAAGUUCCAUCUGUGGACUGACUGUCGUUUGCCCGUGGACGAAUUUGGCCAUCAUGGACUCUCAUGCAAAAACAGCGCAGGACGUUUCAUGCGACAUUCGUCCUUGAACGAAGUGAUUCGGAGAAGCUUAGUCACCGCCAAUACACCGGCUGUACUUGAACCGCGAGGGACCAGUGACGUCGAUGAGCGGCGGCCGGAUGGUGUAUCACAGCUGCCUUGGAGAAACGGAAGGAGACUUGCCUGGGAUGUGACGUGCGUGGACACGUUGGCCCUGUCUAAUGUAAUCAGCAGCAGUAGAAAGGCCGGGGAAGCAGCCAAAAAAGCGGAAGAAGAGAAGCGCCGGAAAUAUUAGUAUUUAGUUAACGAGUACGAUUUUGUUGCGUUAGCUUUUGAGACUUUUGGUGUCGUUAGCCCAGCAUGUUUGAAGUUUCUACGCGAACUGGGCAUGCGGAUAAUGGAUGCUA